This is a messenger RNA of Tyto alba (common barn owl), 10563 nucleotides long. RefSeq names its product CWF19 like cell cycle control factor 2 (gene CWF19L2). Gene Ontology annotation, biological process: mRNA splicing, via spliceosome. The record is from RefSeq and is a predicted model, not a curated record. The transcript is spliced from 21 exons. Lineage: Eukaryota; Metazoa; Chordata; Aves; Strigiformes; Tytonidae. Gene Ontology annotation, cellular component: post-mRNA release spliceosomal complex. Bases 430 to 3081 code for a protein of 883 amino acids.
GUGGUGGUUGGUUUCCGGUGGGUGCGGGUGACGGUGUCCGGGUUGGAGAGCGAAGGGAGCUCGGCGGCGCGCAGGGAGCAGCGGCAGGCGCUGCUGGCGCAGGCAAAGUGGGAAGACAGAGGACUUCAGGUAGUAUAUUGUGUGGGUGUCUCCCUUGCACAGUUGUGGAACCAUUUCUAGGCAACAGAAGUUCCCUUUAGUGACUUCACAAACCUGGGGUGAUCCUGCUGCACUGUGUGCUUCCCCGUUUGACAAGCAGCUGAAAGACAAUUCCUUUAACUUAGUUUAGAUGCUGCUCAUCAGCCUUAUUGAAGAAGAUUAGAAAAAUUGGUUUGGAGGUUUUAGAAAGAAACUAAAUCUGCUAUGUUUUCUUAUCGAUAAGAUGUGCUGUAUUACAAGUAAGAAGUAAAGUUGAAGUAAGGAGACGACAUGUUGAAGGCCAAAAUUAGUUAUCAAAAGGAGCAGAGGCACAAGCUGCUAAAGCAUCUACGAGGUGAAGAUACGUGGUUGCUUGAUGAUGUGAAUGAACGCGUGGAACAAGUGGAAAAGGGACAUUCUGUGCAGAAAAAGAAAAAGGAUAAGCAUUCAAAAAAAGCUAAGAAAGAAAAGAAGAAAAAUAAGAAACAAAAAUCUGAAAAGAAGGAUGACUUACUUGAUAGUUCUUCGGAUUCCUCUGUUGAAUGGGUUGAGUCAAAUGUGUCACAGUCGGAUAACACAGAAGAAGCUUGGAAGGUCAACAAGCAAUCAGAUGCUGUGAAAGAACCCUCCCUGCAGAGAGAAGAAUGGAUGAAUUUAGACUUCAUGUCAUUGAAAACCAUGUCAGCAGCAGCUGUCAAAGGUGAAAGACACAAAGAAAAAAUAUUGGAACGACAGAAAGCUCAAGAACUUGAGCAGGCCAUGCUGUCUGCAAGAGAGCUCAAUCCCUAUUGGAAAGAUGGUGGUACAGGUUUGCCACCAGACAAGGAUGAAGGAGCUUCAGUUAAGAAAGUUACAGCGGUAGAAGAUGCUGGAUUAAGUUGGUUACAAAAAUCAUACCGAAGGAUGAAGGAGCAGGCUGAGAGAGAGAAACGAAAUUUUGAGGAAAUUGUAGUUGAGAGAUAUGGGUCAAUGGAGGUAUUUCAGUCACGAUUAGAAGAAGCUGAAAAAGUUGCAUCCAGAAAGGAAAACUACUAUACAAGUGGCAGAUGGAAGAAAACUGACUAUUCAGAAAGUGAGAAAGAGAGGAAAGAACAGCAUAUGAAAAAGCAGACACGAGGUGAAGAUGAUAGAAACAGGAACAUGUUUGGGGACUAUACUAGGGAGAAGUAUGGCAGGGGAUGGGCACGAGAAGACAGAGGUUACAAAAGGGAUGUGUCAAGAGAGGACCAAGAACGUGGACACAGUAGCACGGACUCGGUAUUGAGAGGGUACAGCUCCAAAGCAGAAAAACACUCCGAUGAAAAACGAAGUCAGGAGAAGAGUUCAUCUCUAAGCAACAUGAAACACAAAUUUCUGAAACCCUCUGAAGAUGAUUUAUCAUCUUAUAGUACGCCUGGAGACUACAAGUCACAGCAGUCCUCUUCCAAACUGCCAGUUCAUAGCUCUUUGAGCAGCCGUUUCCAAAAACCUAGUGAGGAUACUGCACUGUGGAACAAAACACACACAGAAGAUAACAGGGAGAAAUUAAUGUCUGAUCAGAAGUCAUCAGGUGCUAGGAAACAAAUGGAUGACAGUAGUUGGGGAAGAACUCCAAUUGAUGAAAAAAUGAAGUCGCGACAGGAGUACCCAAAUGAUAUCCCUGAGAAGAAACAAACCUUAUCUGACAGUAAAGCAUCGUGUUCUAGGUAUAUAUCAGAUGAGCCGCCUCGGGUCCUUAGUGAAGAGGAGAUGAACAGACUGGGAGCAAGGAUUGUGAAAGCAGAAAUCAUGGGAGACAUGGAGUUGGCUUCAGAACUUCAAGCUGAACUUGACAAUGCUCGCAAAUUGAGAGAGACUCAAAGACAGAUUACAGCGAAGUCUGGCAGAGAGACUUCAAGCCAUCAAGAAGAUGAAGAAGUGGUCCUUGUCAGAACAGAUCGAAGUGGAAGGGCAUGGCCUGUGACUGCACCAGCUGAACCACAGGGGCCAAAAGGAGGACGAAGGAAGAGACCAAUGGUCCCUACUCAUAUAGAUAAAGAAAGAGUAAGGUAUUUUCAGGAUGAUGAUAGUAUGAACCUCAAGGAUUUGGUCAAAAAUGAGAAGAUGAGAACAGCAGAGGAUCAAAACUCACUGUUCAUGCGUAUGGCAUCAAAGCUCAUGGAAAAAACUGACAGAGACUACUACACUCUGGAUGACAUGUUUGUUUCCAAAGCAGCCAAAAGAGCGCACAGUGGGGGAGAGGAAGAAAUACAAAGAAGAAAAGCAAGACAUGAGCACCAGCAGCUUGCUGCACGAAUGGAAAAGUGCCCAUACUGCUUUGAUAGCAGUGAACUUUCUAAACAUCUUAUUAUUGCAAUUGGCACCAAGGUAUACUUGUCUCUACCAAGCAACCAGUCCCUUACUGAAGGUCACUGCCUGAUUGCCCCUCUCCAGCACCAUACUGCAGCCACUCUGUUGGAUGAAGACAUCUGGGAAGAAAUUCAGAUGUUCCGAAAUGCAUUGGUGAAAAUGUUUGAAGCUAAAGAUUUGGACUGUGUGUUCCUAGAAACAAACAUGAGUAUGAAGAAACGAUAUCACAUGGUAUAUGAAUGCAUUCCUCUUCCGAAAGAAGUAGGACAUAUGGCUCCAAUCUACUUUAAGAAAGCUAUAAUGGAGUCCGAUGAAGAGUGGUCCAUGAAUAAGAAAUUAAUUGAUCUUUCUUCAAAAGAUAUUCGGAAAUCUGUUCCUAAAGGAUUGCCAUACUUUUCUGUGGACUUUGGCCUUCAAGGAGGAUUUGCUCAUGUCAUUGAAGAUCAGCACGAGUUCCCUCAUUACUUUGGAAAGGAAAUUAUUGGUGGCAUGCUGGACUUGGAACCACGGCUUUGGAGAAAAGGAAUCAGACAGAACUUUGAGGAUCAGAGGAAGAAAGUGUUGCAGUUUGCACAGUGGUGGAAACCAUAUGACUUUACCAAAAAGAAAGAAUGAAUACAGCCCUGCAGUCAAAGACUAUAUAAGCCGUAAAUUAUAUUAAAUGAUAUUUCAUAUGUUAAGAAUAACACAUAACACCAGUGUGUUUUGUAUUAUGAAUAUACUUUAAAACCAAGGAUAUUGUUUAAUUGCUGAUUACCCGUUUCUGGUUUGGACACUGUAGAUCACAUGAACUUGCAAGUCUGACAAACCAGAAUUGUACAGUGCUUUUAGUUUUCCAUUUUUUAUCUGAUCCAAAAGAAUAAUAUCCGUGUGGCUAUUGGAGUUCUUCAAGCUGUAGCUUCUGUUUAUGGAGUUUUUAUAAUCUUUGAGGCAACUGAUUUUUUUAUAUUGUAUUUAGCAUACAGCUAGUGCUUAAUUACCAUUUUUUGUAGAAAAUGGUAUACAUUUUAAGAACAUUUUGAUUAAUCCAAAGACACUUGCAGAAGGAAGCUGUAUGGAAAGUCGUUUUAUGAUUUUGAGUCCUUGUGUUCUUUAACUUGAGGUCACUGAAGUAAUAUAAACAUUCACGUAGGACGUGAUUGAUAAACCUGCUGCUGCCCCCCCCACCCCCACCCCGCACAAGAAUUAAUGCAGUCUUUUGCACUUUAUUUCAACGUGAAGUAGUAUUUUUCAAGCUGACCUGUUGCAGAAGGGAUGAUGAGACAGUCCAUAGCUGGUGGCAAAUGACAGCUUUAAUGGUAACAGUUACUUCUGAUGACAAUAAAAACCAAAAAUCAAAAGAGAGGAGGAUGGAAGAGUCUUAAGGAAAAACACUCUCCAAUGGCCAGCAAAGAAGAAAAUCACCACAGGGAUCUCCCCAGGUGACUCUUCUGUCCUGGGAAUCCCACCCACCAUAAUAUUUUUACAAUAAUAACUAUGUAAUUUUCAUCAGGAUCUGCUCAAACUCCCUGCUGGUUGUUCCUGCUUGUGAUGCUGUUAGUGCUGAUUGGAACACGCUCUGAUCAGAGGCAAGAGCUGCACAUUCAUUGAUUAUUAAGCUUUUUGUAUGGAUGUCACUGGGAAAUACCUGUCUGCUCUUUAAAGGACUACUAUCUAUCUACUGUGUUAUUCACUAGGUUUUGUUUUUUCUUUUGUCUAAAAAGGUACAAAGUGGGGGUGGGAAGGCGUGAGGGGAAAAAAAAGGAUGACUUUCACAUUAGUGUCAAUCACUUUCCAUGAGAAACCUGACAUAGCAGGUGCAGAGCUAGAACAGGACAAGGACAGGACACGGAUGAAAACAUUGCCACACCAUCCUCCCAGUGCGUAAGGGAAAGGGUGCAGACUUACAGACAAAGGGCUGCAGUGCUACAGGGAGAGGCUCCAACAGGCAAGUGGAAGGUCCUGAGCACAGGAGAGGUUAAGGCACUGUGUAAGUGUCUCAACGCGCUUCCUGUUCCUCUGUACCAUUGCCCUGUACAGCUCUGUUAACCAUUGUGAACUGAUUAAGAAAUUAAUCACUAAAUAUUACACAGUUGAAUAAGUGUUCAUUUCUAGUCCCUUGGUGGUCUUUUGCAACUUUCCUGAAGAGCUAGUACUGUUUUGUUGUUUUUUUUUUUUUUUUUUUUUUCCUCCAUUUUGGCAAAUAAGGCUGGUAGAAGUAGAAAUCUACUGUGCUGGAAAUGAUUUUCUGUAGGAUCUUUGUAGAUUUGUGUCACUGCCAGAGAGAUAACUUAAAAAUAAGAUGUCAUGAUAAUUCUAGUGAUUUAAUGUCUGAUCUGUACUAUUUUUCACCAGCAAGCCGUGGAUAAAAGGGCCAGUUCUGCUGUUCUCCAGUAAUUUUUGAUCUUCUGUAGACUACUAGGGAGAUUACAGAGAAAAUAGGACUUGAAAUAGUAGCUGCUAGUAGUUGCUUAGAUUGUGGUAACACUGAAGCAAGUUUAGGUAAAGUGCGGUGUUUGCUGGUAUAAAGCAUGACUUAAUAAUUGUUUUCUCUGAAAGUGUAUGUUGGCUCCAGUCCCCUCUGCCCCCCUGGAAGAUAGCCAGGAAGCAGCAGAAGUGUCUGUCUUUUAAAGCUGUGAAAAAAGUCUUUAUUCAGUGCUGUGCUGGAGAUGCAAUUUUUCUGAAUUAUAUCACUUCCUUCAAAAUUCGUGUUCCUCAAGGGAAGUGCUGUGUUUCACAAAGGAUAUCUAACUUGUAUAUAGAAAAAUGUUUUUUUCCAACUCAUGGUCUGUGCAUAUUUUAUUAUUCUGAUUUCAGCAAAACUACUGAUAUUCUUUGAACCAGAAAGGACUCAAAUAUGGAGUAAGGGUAGCAAUCUCAAGCUAGUGGUCCAGGAAAAUGUGUCUUACCUUACUAUAAGUUUUCAGAAUGGAAAACUGUGGUUACCACAUACACUUAGAAUAGUAUCCUGUUGUAAUUGGUCACAGGCCAGAUGUGUAUCUUCAGGUUAAGCUGUUCCUCUUCAUAAAUAUCUGUAAGGCCAUGAAGGUGAACACCAGCUUGUUAGGACAUUUGUGUGGAAGGCAUGGUGUGCUUAGACCAGUCCUCACACUUACAAAAACUAAAAUAUUUUAAAUAAACCUCCUUCAUCCACAAGAAUACCCAAUACCCAAAUUCUUUGGUACUAAGGGGUGGAAAAUGUAAAUUCAGGUGUCUUUAGGGAGAACAAGGGUUGAAAGCUCGAUUUCAUACAUUGCUGUAGAUGUGCUCCUCUGUACUCUUGUGUAACCAGGGAGGAAAAAGGACUUCUCAAGUGAAUCUAUGUGUGUCAUUUAACAGGUGUUAGAACAUAUUCAUGUCCUCCCCUGUGUAGCAGAAAGAUUCUUACAUGUAAUAUGUGCUGCUACUCUUCUGCUCAGUGCCUGGCAUAAAAUACAAUGUUUCCCUGCUAUCAAGUCAGCUUUUUCCAACUUGUAGUACUUCCCUCCUUCGUAUUUCCUUGCUAUGCUGAAACUGUUGUGCCUCUCACCUGCAUUCUAGGUCUUCCAGCGGUUUCAGGGAAGGUGUGCUGCACCAGCACAGCACCGUUACUGCUGCUCCAUCAACCCCUGGGUACGGUUUGAGCCAGAACUCAGACUCCAGAACUUUUCAUUCAAUUAUGUUUGCCACUAAGUUCUCUAGAGAGAACCAGAAUGGAUGCUGUAGUGAAGCAGAUCAUCUGCCCCAGGCCUUGAUACCUUGAAGAUUCCCAGCCUGGGUCUGUCUUGGGGAAAGUGAACUAAACAGGCUCCUGUGAGACAUUCACUUUCCUCUUCACUUUUUCUCAAGCUGUAUUAUUCAACCUCCUAUUCCCCAGGCCCAUGCAGUUGCUGUAGAAAGCUGUCUGAAGCAUGAGGCAAUUGUCUUCAUAUUAAGGACCCACGGUUUGAAGUUAUUAUUUUUGCUCAAAUUGGAGGAAAGCACUGUGAAUUUGUAUCACACCAUUAGCUACAAAAUGAAGUGCAAAAGCUGCCACAGUAUCGUUAUUCUUAUGCAUAACCAGUGAUUGGUUGAUGUCAGGGAGAUUGCCUGAAGUCAUCUGUUGAUGUAAACUGAGGUAAUGUAAAAUGUGGUUGAUGUAAAUGGAGGUAAACUCAGCUAAAAUGAAAAACAAGGCUUUCUGCCAGUUAUUGGUGUUCUUCCAGAUAGGUAGUUCUCAUUUAUGUCUAUAUUCCACUUGCUUUUUUUGCCUUCUCCUUUUGUGUUUUCCUUUGGAGUAAGACUGUGAGAUGCUGCAUUUAGUGCAGUUUGGCUGUAACAGUGCUGAAUUGUUGCUUUGUUUUUGUUAAAAUACCGGGAAGAGAACAGCAUAGAUUUUCGUUGCUUUGCUAAAAGUCAAUAUAGCAACAUUCAAUCUUAGGGGUAUUUGGGUUUAUUUUUUUCAGUUUGUUCAUGAAUCCAAUCAAUGAGUUACUCCUAGAGUCAUAAUCAGAUGUGUUUUAGUGGGAUUUUACAUAUUGAAUUCAACCAACUUGUUUUAAAUUUCAUAAAAAUUCUGAUUGGAAAAUAACAUGUUAAAAUAAAUAGUAACUCUUAUGUCAGGAGAUCACAAAUCUCUUGCAGUCUGUGAAAGAAGAAACGUUUUGAUGGGUCCCUUAAGGGUUCUGUAUUUGAUCAAAAUUUUUUCAGCAUUUCCUGUCUUCUGCAUCUGUAUUUUUAUCAUUAAAGCAUGUUUUCUCUUUCUAAUUCCAGCUGGGCUACUGAAUGAAAAGAUGUGGAGGCACAGGCUGCUAUAAUCUUACUUUAAGCAUAGCUGUUUCAGAAACAAUUUCCAUAAUGUUCUAGCUAGAAGUGCCAUUUUUAGCCCUCACAAAUCAAGACAAUCUAAUCCAGUAUGAAGGAACAAACUUCAGAAAUCCAAGCUUGUUGAGAUCAUAAGUCUUGUGUGCAUAUUGAUGUAGCUGUGUGGUGAUAUUACUUUUCUAGAUGUUGCAUUUAUGUUGUUAAAAGUGAGAAAGAAAGGUAACAAGUUUCUUUCAAGAAGGUCAUGCUGCUGCACCCUUUACAGGGAAGUUGGUGUAAAUUUUAGCCCCCAAGUUAAGAACCACUGGAAGCUGGUUCUAAAAGAACAUUUAAGCUUUUCUUGGGUCCCAGAUUUCAAAACUAGUAAUACAGCCCCAGGACUGUCCCAGGAAAAGAGACUGUCUUUGGAAAAGAGUUAUCUACCAUUGUACAAGUUGAUGAAGCUGCAGUUUUAAACGCAGUAUCCUGCUCGGUGAUCAGUCUUGCACAACUGCCCUGCUAUCUCUGUUUAUUCUGAGGCUUAUGGUAAGUGUCUGUGAAGUACUAGAACUAUAUUUUAAAUGACUAUAAGUACAAGACAUCUUUAACUACAAGCAUCUUUACCCUCCCUGGUGUUCUGCCUCCUAGGUGUGACCUAAGCGCUGUACAUGGAGAGCCUGGAGCGACAUCACACAACACAAAAGGAGUGUGUUGAUUACUUUAGAGAAAGCACAGUCUGAGCUCUUGAUGUGUGGGUAGAUGUAAAAAGUUAAUUUGCCAGUGCCCAAGCUUCAUGUGCCAUUGUAUGUGUGGUCUGAGGGCAGUUGGUGGCCUGAAAUGGCUCUGAUGAACCUGCUUUAAGUUCUGUCUUAGAGUUGAAAGUCCAUCAAUUGAUUCUUCUAAAAUUUUUAGCUUUUGCAAAGGAAGUACCCUAGAGCACACAUGCAGUAAAAAUGAAUUUAGCAAACAACACAAGCAUAAAUAACUUUUUAUAGUAAAGUUGAAGGCAUUCUUCACAGACCAGCGUCUUGGAGGACAAUAUUUUUAUUCAAGAUUUUUUUGUCAUUUAUGCACAACUACUGGUCACCCAUUGAUCUGGAAUGAUAGGUAGGUAGAGUUUGAUCUUGAGACAGGAGAAGAAGACUUUUCAAAGUCUCCCCCAGCUCUUUCUGCUGUGAUUUUAAGUCCUUAAUUCUGAUACUUUAUGUGAAAAUUGCUUGGAGUAGCAUUUGUAAGACAAGAUACGAACAGCUAACGGAUCUGACAUGUAUUUAAUGUGACAUAAAUGCACAUUGUCACUGUACAGCUUCCCCAUUGCUGUUGUCACAGGUUUACAAGGCUUCAUUUGAGGAUGCCAGCUGAUCUUUCAUUGCUCUAGAUGCUUUUUAUAGCCAACUCCAGGUGUAUGCCUUGUAGUUUCUUUCAUUCUCUGGAGGUUCCUUUUGCAUGUUUGAAGACUGCAUUAAGUUGUCUUUACAAAUUGUAGUCUUCAGGUUAAACAGAAGAUUAAACUGUGCUCAGGUUAAACUGUGUAUAUUCUUUCAAUGUCAUCCUGGAGGUUGUUUUUUCUAUUCUUUUGUGCUCUGGCACAAGUCUCAGGAAUGGAUAGGAUAUCUCAGUGAGGUGUUACCAGUGUGGCUGAUGUGAAAGGGUUGCUGCCAUUCUUGAUGGAAUAUCCUCCUACUCAUUCCCUCUCAUCAACGCAGAUCAGAGGAGUAUGAUAUGGCAAAGCCCAUGACUUCCUGCAAUCUUCAGAUCCUCUCUGGCUCUCAAGUCAACAGUUUGCUAUUAUAACGGAAUAUUUUUUGCCCAAGCCUAGGUUCUUGCUCUUGUCUUUUUUGACUUUGUUUUCUUUCCAUAGACUGUUUUUUUACAUUUUUCUGAGAUACUUCUGAAUUUUACUUCUGCUUUUAAACAUUUUUUUUGUUGUUUUACAGCCCCUUGAGUCAUCUACAAAAUUAAGCAUCAAUACUGUAUUGCGGUGACUACAGAAUGAUGCCACAUCCUUGUGUGCCCUGCAAUAUUUGUGUACACUGGCUAAACUGUUUCCAUGCUAUCACUUUUGCUGUUGCUGAUGGACUUACUGCAACUUCUUAUACUAUUAUUCUUGCUGUGGGUGUGAGUGCUGUAGACAUCACAAAUAGAAAAAGAAAUAGGAAGGGUGGCUUUAGAAGAGUCCGAAACCAGUAUCAUCUGGGAAAGGUGAGGUGGAAAUGAACUCUAGGCUUGUAUUCUGUGUUUCAUUGGGGAAAAAAUGGGCUGAAAAUCAGACAUUCUUGUAAUACCAUUCCCAUUCAGGCCAUAUACCUGGCUGUGUCAUCUCCCAACCUCUUGUGCACCCCCAGUCUAUUUACUGGAGAGGCAGAGGAAGAAACAGAGAAGGCCUUGACGCUGUGAAAACACUGCUCAGCAAUAGCUGAAACACUAGUGGUUUAUCAGCAUGGGUUUUGUCACAUCUAAAACACAGAACUAUAAGAGCUGCUGUGAAAAAACCUAACUCCAUACUAGCCAAAACCAACACAGAUACAGGAUACAGAAGACUUAAUGUCAGGUUCUACUCAGACUGGUACCAUGUUUGACUCUCUGGUAAUUGUAUAGGAUUAGAAGAUAAGGUGGUAAAUCUCUAAUCACUGAGCUGUUUUUCUCUCUUUAAAGACUGUCUCUACAUUUCAGCAGGUUUAGGAUGUGCUAGAUUCUCUCUCUCAGACUUAAGCGAGUGCCCCUUUGCUGCAAAGCAACAUUUUUUUCCAUUUCCAGCUAUUGCUGUUCGUGGAUAUUAUUGAAAUGGGAAGAAAUCUUUUUUACACACUGCAGGUGGGAUUCAGCACAAUGUUAAAACACUUCUAUGUAUCCCACUGUGAGAUGCGUGUCUAAGUUCACAUGAUAUUCAGUGUUGGCCUAGUCAAUAAAGUUAAUGGAGCCUUAGAGGGUGAUUCCUCUUACACUGCUGUAGGUGACCUGAUGGGUUAAUUGAAUCAUUCACUAGGCUCUAGUGACUGUGUUGGUUAGGGACCAAUACCCACUAUUAUUUUAUAAUGUAAAAGCAGUUUAAGUUUGGCAAAAGUCCCUGACUCUCUUAGCCAAGAGAAGUGCUUAAUGGAAGUUUAGCCAUCAGUGUGGCUAUCCCUGUAUAGUAUUUGCCUUUGUUCCGCGUGGAUGCAAGGAAUCUUUCCAAUGUUGCGAGAUGCCUCUAUGUCAAAUAGUGAUUUUACAGUCAGAAAUCGGAGGUUUCUUUUGCCUGUUUUUUCAUCUUGUAGUCGGAAGUGAUCAGAGCACUAAACCUCAGUCUGUCAGCAAAGAAAUCAAUGCAUUUUGGCUAAAUGUCUCAGCUUUAUUAAAACAACUUACUGAAUUAAA